Molecule: messenger RNA, 5787 nt
Organism: Seriola aureovittata
Lineage: Eukaryota; Metazoa; Chordata; Actinopteri; Carangiformes; Carangidae
Gene: bmp10
Product: bone morphogenetic protein 10
Exons: 2
Coding region: 2594-4063 (489 amino acids)
Biological process (GO): SMAD protein signal transduction; BMP signaling pathway
Cellular component (GO): extracellular region
Molecular function (GO): growth factor activity; cytokine activity
Source: RefSeq, a predicted model, not a curated record
AUGAGCCUGAAAGAGACGCAGUGAACAGUGUGCUUGUUGGUUAAACCGAUACAUCAGGCCUUUAUUGACAGGCUUGUGGCUCUGUGACACUGUAUCUAGUCACGACAUGCUGAUGUUUGACAAGUAUAAUGUGAACCUAGCUAAUAGUUGUUGGCAUGUUUGAGUGUGAUCGACUGAACAACGCUAAAGAGCAACGGCGAAAAAGCAGAUAUGUCUAUUAUUCACCUCAGUGAAUGCAGUUUAACUGUUUAAUUAAAGCUGUGCUAAUCAAUAUUUUUCAUAUUAACAAAAGCUGGAGUGACUGUGUGUAAUAAUGACAAAUCCACAGAGAGUUAUCACCUGACACUGCAGGUCGCCUCAGCUUGGAGCCAUGAGGUACACAGUGUCUUUCAGCUCACUGCUUUAGUUUUACUCUUGUGGUUCACUCUCAGCAACCUCGUCUCCAGACACAGCAGGAAAAAAAAAAAACUAAAAAACAAAAUAAACUGUGUGCUUCCUGCCCACCAACCAGCGGACGAAGGAAUGAAACUAGCUAGUGAACACAGAGGAGCUUUUAACUGCCAGAUUUUUCCCUCAGGAGCUGGUGACUAAAUCGGAGCUAAACAGAUGGUAAAUUUAUUGGGCAGUUAGUUUUCGACAUGCUUCUAUCCCAAAAAAACAUAACAUUAAUGAAUCAAAGAUGAAAACCAUGAAAUCUGGAAAUAUCACAUAACAGCACCAAGUAUCCUCUGUUGGAAGGUUGAGUUCAAAAAUAGCAACCCUGGCCUCUUCAUAAAUCCUCAUUUCUUACACCAUAAUAGAGACCAUAUGGUGGGGCCUGAUCGUGUGUGUGUGUGUGUGUCUGUGUGUGUGUGUGUGCAAAAAGGACAUUGCCAUUAUCAAGCCUUCUUACGGACAUCAGGAAGAUGUGAUAGUCUGUUGUGGCAGCAGUUUAACAGAGCGACAGAUAACAGCACGUCUGUCAACUGUCAGCCUGGCAGAUGAGUGGCAGAGGCAGGAAAAAGUUCAUUCCUUCCCAUCUCUGUGCAGCGCCGCAAUCAGGAGUGUAUCUGCAGGUCACACAAAGAAGCUCAGGAAUGAAGGACGGUUGCGUACUGGGACGAGGGUUCAGAUGACGAAUCGACAGUUAUUCAAAUAUGUAGAGGAGUCAAUGAUAUUCUCAUCAUCUCAGUGGCAGUCUGUGUCACCAUGUACAGUAUAUCCAUACAUGCAGUGAUGACUGGGAUGGUGUCUUCAUGAGUCACCCAGUUUCUGUAACCGUCACAUUUCACUUGUUGCUGACACCUUAAUCCAGUGGUGGGGUCCUUUAGGGGCUACCUGGAGGUCCCCAGCGAAAAGAGGAACUUUCACUAUAAUUCCAUCCAUAAGUAACACAAUGACACAAUGUGUGACUACUCUGGUCAUGGCUUUGAGACACUUUCUGUCAUAAAACAUCUAAAAGCAAAAAUCUUAUGACAUGGGGGUCCGUGAUCUUAUUAGUUUCAGUUUAGGGUCCUUGAUGUGUAAAAGUUUAAGAACCACUGCUCUAAUCUGUAAAGUUCUGUCUACCCCUCAUCGUACGUGCGCUUGCAUUUUUAAGGAACCUCUUGUGCACAGACACUGUCCAUUUACCAGAAGAGGAAGUGCACACAGAACAUUUCAGCUAGCGUAACAUAACAGUGUUGCUUUGUUGAAUGAACAUGAAUGAUUAUUUUGUGCUACUCCACUACGUCAUCAUGAGCUACUUGAAAUGGUCUCAAGACUCCAGAGCUCCGUAUCUCUCAUUCUGGAUCAUUAAGGCCUCACACCCCAUUGCAUUUCAAUUUCAUUUGGACAAGUGUUGUCUAAUAGAUAUAUCCUGUUACAUUCAACAAGAUCAACAGACCCUUGGUGUAUUUUGUCAAAAAGAAAUGCUCAAUGGAGCCUAGACAGCUGCUCGCAGAAGUCCACCAUUUACAAAGCAAAUAAACAAAUGAAGAAUAUCAACCCCGGAGCACCCACCCAAACAAAAUAGCGCUUCCACAAGGAAGAGGCUACAGGACAGUGUUUACAAAAUCCUCAUUAAGGAAGUUGUGAGAUAACACAUGUGCAUCACACAAAGUUGAGGGCAUGCACGCACACACACACACACACACACACACACACCAGCAAAGAGACCAUAAGCACUGAGCAAUGCAGAGCCCACCAUAUCAUAGAUAAGGGACAGAAAGAAAGAGCAGGGAAGAACAGAGCAGAGCUCAGAGACAGAGACUGACAGAGGAGAGGACACAACAGAGAUGAGUCGGACGGACAAAGACAAGCCUCGGCCACCCUGUCACCGGAACUGCCGCCCUGUCACAAAGGACAUCAAAAGGUGUGCAUGAGAAUAAAUACUGUGAGAUCUGGAGGAGAGCAGCAGGAAUACACGCUCCUGCAGAGAGGCUCACACUGGUCAGUGCAAGGGUCAACAACACGAACGACUACUGCCAGGAACCAGAGCUUUCUGAACACUACUUAAAUUGACCUUUGGAUUAACAGGUCCAGAGAUCACAAUCAUUUUGUCUUAUUGUUGCAUCAGCUCAUUCAGAGACAACCACAGAGGGCAUUAAAUAGACAACAGCACAUUGUUUUUCCCAUGGCGAGCAUUUGGGUCUCUCAGCUGGGAACCAACUGCAGCUCCAAGACUUUGGUUUUGCUGUUUUCCACCCUGCUGCUUCAGGGGCCUCUCUGUGGCGAGAGCAACCCAAUCUCAGGCACCCAUCAGAGGCAUCGCCCCUCUCCAGGGCUGGGAGACGGGCACGGAGGGGUGGUGGAUCUGUCUCUGCUGGAGCAGGACGGCAGCGUGGACAUGCAGAGCCUGCUGGAGAGCCUGAAGGAACAGUUCCUGCGCACUUUCAACCUGUCGGGUCCUCCGAUGCCUCCCGGGAGCGCACGAGAAGAGCCGCCUGAGUACAUGAUGGAGCUUUACAACCGCUUCGCUAAUGACCACACAGCCAUGCCAUCUGCCAACAUCAUCCGCAGCUUCAAAAAUGAGGAUUCAUCUCCCAGUGUUGUGGGUGUUGGAGGAGUGAGGCGUCAUCCUCUCCUCUUCAACGUGUCAGUCCCCGAUCAUGAACGCAUCACAGCGGCCGAGCUUCGCCUCUACACCCUCGUUCAGACCGACCGCCACCUCUACGCCGGUGUCGACCGCAAGGUCACAAUCUAUGAACUGGAAUCGCAUGACCUGGAUGACAACAUGACUGACGGGAACAGCAUGAGGGGAGACGCAUUCAGAGGGGGAGGGGAGCGGAUAGAGCUGGUGGAGUUGGCCUCACGCCAGGUCUACGGCACCGAUAACAGCUGGGAGGCCUUCGAUCUCACCGCUGCUGUUCAACGCUGGCGCAAAACUCACCACGGCACCACACACCGGUUGGAAGUGCAGAUUGCCAGUAUGACUAAUGAUGAUGUUCAAGGUGUGACAGAAGACAACAAAGACACGGAUCCACCUGAAGGAGACAUGAAGAUCGACACCAGCCCUGAGGAAAAACACAAACCCCUGCUGAUUGUUUUCUCUGAUGACCAAAGCAGUGAUCACCGUGACGACAAGCGCGAGCUGAAUGAGAUGAUUGACCAUGAAACCUCUAACACGGUUCUCCAGAAUGACCUGGGGACAAGCCUGUGGGGUGAGCUGGGGAGGCACAGGGAGGCGGGAGAUGAAGUAGCUGAGCCAGACGAAGAGGACCUCAUCCAGAUGCGCUCCAAUCUGAUCUACGACACAGCCUCCCGCAUUCGUCGCAAUGCCAAAGGCAACCACUGCAAGAAACAAUCUCUAUACGUAGAGUUCAAAGACAUCGGAUGGGACAGCUGGAUCCUGGCACCCACUGGUUACGAUGCCUUCGAGUGCACUGGCGUUUGCUCCUUCCCACUGACGAAACACGUCACACCCACCAAGCAUGCCAUUGUCCAGACGCUGGUCAACAUCAACAGUCCUCAGAAGGCAGCACGAGCUUGUUGUGUGCCCACCAAGCUGGACCCCAUCUCCCUGCUGUACCUGGAUGACACAGGCGUGGUCACCUACAAGUACAAGUUUGAAGGCAUGGUGGUGGCUGAGUGUGGCUGCAGAUAGUCCAUGCUCUGAGAGAGCUGAGCUCUGCGUAAAGUCUUACAGUAGGAGGAAAGACACUGAAAAGACAAUAAGCUGGACAAGGAGAUAAGCCAAGAAUGUCUUCACCAGAGGGACGACUGUUGGAAUCUGUGUAAGGGUUAGAGACUGUACUUCAUCUUACACGGCCAAAGUUGAAUAUCAGUCCCCAUCAUUUGGACAGUGGACACACAAUGUGCCGCAGAUCUAGAGUCAACAAUAGUGAUACCAACACGAGUAAAAAGGCACAAGAUUUACCAAAGGAACAAACCAAGCACAUCCUACUGUGUGCGCAGCCUGGUGGGAACUAGUGGGCCGGCUUUCCCCCACCCUCUACUUCCCCCUGACAUCUGUCUUCCUCUCAACUUAUCUCUGGCCUCCCCACUCGAUGCAAACACUAAUCAGCACUUCAUGUGUCCUGGUGCAGUGAAAUGACCUCCCAGAGGCAACCUGACAAGACAUGAACUCUGUCGGCCCACCUCCCGCCUCCUGCGGCCUCCUGAUACGUAGGUGCUGUGCAGGGGUCCCGGUGGCAGGGUUAUCUUCCCCAACCCUGUUUCCCUACUUCACAUGCCUCUUUUCCACUCCCCCGAGCUACAGCGAUAGCAAGGUGUUGCCGACUGAGAAACAUGUUUGCCACCACUCAGGCUUGGAGAACUGGAUGCCAUUCUGGGCAUCUUUUGAGGUGGUGGGAUUGAGGGGAGUGGAACAGGACAAGGGGGCAGAGGUUGACCACAUUCCUAGGCAACAAACUAUCUUAACUGGCUCAACCCACUGACCUAGCACCACAUGAAGCCAACAUAUCUUCAACUGAGUCAUCCAUCACUUUUAUGUUAAAAAUGGCCUUUUUAAUUGUCUGUAAACUAAAACCAAGAGUGGGGAGGGGAGGGGGGUCACCUUGUCACAUUCCCUUUAUGGAUCCCUAAAGGAAAUACAGUUCUUUUCUUUUGUUAUAAGCCUUUGAUACCUCUGCUGCUUGUGUCAAAUAAAAGACUAUUUAUUGUUCUAAUUUAUUAAUUUUUACAACAGAGUAGAUAUAUAUGUAAAUUUGUAAGUUACUUAGGGUAGAGCAGGUUUCGUAACCAUGACAACGCAUUUGCAGCACAAAAUGAAUUUUUGUUGGGAAGAGAAAUGGUAACAGUUUCUACAACAAUAAAGAACAAUUGAUGAAUCUCAAAUGAAAAGUUGCCUUAACUAUUACUCAACAACAGAUUCUUACUUUUUCAGUUUACACACCAUGUUAAGAUUGACUAAUAUCAAGAUGAACAUAAAUAUUUGGAGUUAAAAUAACAAACUGACAUUGUUUUUCAUUUGUUUUUGUACAUGAUCUCUUUUCCACUUUACAAUUAAUCAAAGCAUCUUGGUCUGUGGCCUUUCUUUUCCAUUUUUAAGGAAGAAGACCAAUGAUAUAAUGCACUGCUCACAUUCAGAUCAGUCGCUGCAACAGUAUCAGCUUACAGGUCACAGUUCAUACAUGACACACAAACAAAGAACCAUGGGAAACUUGAGUGGAGGAUCCGCUAAUGAACAAAAUGGAUGGCCUGCUGCUCACGUUGACGGCGAGCAGAUGCAGACAAAGAUCUGGACUCGUAUCUCUUUCUGUUCUCACUACGUUUUCUGUGAGUGUUCAACCAGAUCACAGGAGCAGUGUGUUGUUGUUUCCAUGUAUCAGUGGACACUGAAGAUGUAAAUAAAGGAUACAGAUCAGA